Molecule: messenger RNA, 4933 nt
Organism: Phascolarctos cinereus (koala)
Lineage: Eukaryota; Metazoa; Chordata; Mammalia; Diprotodontia; Phascolarctidae
Gene: DDR2
Product: discoidin domain receptor tyrosine kinase 2
Biological process (GO): protein phosphorylation; positive regulation of phosphatidylinositol 3-kinase/protein kinase B signal transduction; multicellular organism development
Cellular component (GO): plasma membrane; signaling receptor complex
Molecular function (GO): collagen binding; ATP binding; protein tyrosine kinase collagen receptor activity
Source: RefSeq, a predicted model, not a curated record
AGGAAAGCAGCCCAUCAGGUCCGUCCAGUCACUGAGGAUCCAUCACGACCCUCCGGAGAAUGUUCUUCACCUCUUAAUGGGAGUGUAAACCCUGGCCAUUCCCUCCUUCGGUGACCACCUGAGAGGACAAGAUCAUCCUUGAAAAUGAGGGGCAAACAUUCAAUGGGGAAUAAUUGUCCUGUUUUUUUGACUCCAGCGCUGAUGCCACCUGCUGAGAUGACCCCCCUUUCCAAGCUGCCCUUGGUGCUGCUGCUGCUGCCUCCCAUCUUGAGUGGCACCAAAGCUCAGGUUAAUCCAGCGGUAUGCCGCUAUCCUCUGGGCACAUCAGGAGGCCACAUUCCAGAUGAGGACAUCACAGCUUCUAGCCAGUGGUCGGAAUCCACAGCUGCCAAAUACGGAAGGCUGGACUCUGAAGAAGGAGAUGGAGCCUGGUGCCCAGAGAUACCAGUGGAACCGGAUGAUUUGAAGGAGUUUCUACAGAUUGACCUACGCAAUCUACAUUUUAUCACCCUCGUGGGGACCCAGGGACGCCAUGCAGGGGGCCAUGGCAAUGAGUUUGCUCCUAUGUACAAGAUCAAUUACAGCAGAGAUGGUACCCGCUGGAUCUCUUGGAGGAACAGACAUGGAAAACAGGUGCUAGAUGGAAAUAGUAACCCCUAUGAUAUUGUGCUAAAGGACCUGGAACCACCCAUCGUAGCCAGAUUUGUCCGCUUCAUUCCAGUUACUGACCACUCCAUGAAUGUCUGCAUGAGGGUGGAGCUCUAUGGUUGCGUCUGGCUAGAUGGUUUGGUGUCUUACAAUGCUCCAGCUGGACAGCAGUUUGUACUUCCUGGAGGUUCCAUCAUUUACCUGAAUGAUUCUGUCUAUGAUGGAGCUGUUGGGUACAGCAUGACAGAAGGUCUGGGGCAACUGACAGACGGAGUUUCUGGCCUGGACGACUUCACUCAGACCCAUGAGUACCACGUUUGGCCUGGCUAUGAUUACGUGGGCUGGAGGAAUGAAAGUGCCACCAAUGGUUACAUCGAGAUCAUGUUUGAAUUUGACCGGAUCAGGAAUUUCACUACCAUGAAGGUCCACUGCAACAACAUGUUUGCUAAGGGGGUGAAGAUCUUUAAGGAAGUUCAGUGCUACUUCCGCUCGGAGUCCAAUGAAUGGGAACCCAACGCUGUCUCCUUCCUCCUGGUCCUGGAUGACGUCAACCCCAGUGCCCGCUUUGUCACGGUGCCUCUCCUUCACCGAAUGGCCAGCGCCAUCAAGUGCCAGUUUCACUUCGCUGAUACCUGGAUGAUGUUUAGUGAAAUCACCUUUCAGUCAGAUGCUGCAAUGUACAACAACUCUGGAGCCCUUCCCACUUCCUCAGUGGCACCUACCACUUAUGAUCCGAUGCUCAAAGUGGACGACAGCAACACCCGCAUCUUGAUUGGCUGCCUGGUGGCCAUCAUCUUCAUUCUUGUGGCCAUCAUCGUCAUCAUUCUCUGGAGGCAGUUUUGGCAAAAAAUGCUGGAGAAGGCUUCCCGGAGGAUGCUAGAUGAUGAAAUGACUGUCAGUCUUUCCCUGCCUAGUGAAUCCAGCAUGUUCAACAACAAUCAUUCUUCAUCACCUAGUGAGCAGGAGUCCAAUUCCACUUAUGACCGUAUUUUCCCCCUUGGUCCUGACUACCAGGAGCCUUCCCGGCUCAUACGGAAACUCCCUGAAUUUGCUCCAGGAGAUGAGGAGGCAGGUUGCAGUAGUGUGGUGAAGCCAGUUCAGCCAAAUGGCCCUGAAGGUGUCCCCCACUAUGCAGAAGCUGACAUUGUGAACCUGCAAGGUGUGACAGGAGGCAACACCUAUUCAGUACCUGCAGUUACCAUGGACCUACUCUCCGGUAAAGAUGUGGCUGUAGAAGAAUUCCCCAGGAAACUCUUAACAUUCAAAGAGAAGCUAGGAGAAGGACAGUUUGGAGAGGUUCAUCUCUGUGAAGUGGAGGGCAUGGAAAAAUUCAUGGACAAAGAUUUUGCCUUAGAUGUCAACACCAACCAGCCUGCCUUGGUGGCUGUGAAAAUGCUCCGAGCAGAUGCCAACAAGAAUGCCAGGAAUGAUUUUCUCAAGGAGAUAAAGAUUAUGUCUCGACUAAAGGACCCAAACAUCAUCCGGCUGUUAGCAGUGUGCAUUGCAGAAGACCCCCUAUGUAUGAUCACUGAAUACAUGGAGAAUGGGGACCUCAAUCAAUUUCUUUCCCGACACGAACCCCAGAGCCCUCCCUCCAGUAAUGCACCUACUGUCAGUUACAUAAACCUGAAGUUCAUGGCCACGCAGAUAGCAUCGGGCAUGAAGUAUCUGUCCUCUCUAAACUUUGUCCACCGGGACCUGGCCACCCGAAACUGCUUAGUGGGUAAGAACUACACCAUCAAGAUCGCAGACUUUGGGAUGAGCAGGAACCUAUACAGCGGAGACUACUACAGGAUCCAGGGUCGGGCAGUGCUUCCUAUCCGCUGGAUGUCUUGGGAGAGCAUCUUACUGGGCAAGUUCACCACAGCAAGUGAUGUGUGGGCCUUUGGGGUGACGCUGUGGGAGACCUUCACUUUUUGCCAGGAGCAGCCAUAUUCCCAGCUGUCAGAUGAACAAGUCAUCGAGAAUACUGGAGAAUUCUUCCGAGACCAAGGGCGGCAGACAUACCUCCCACAGCCUGCAAUUUGCCCUGAUCCUGUUUAUAAGCUGAUGCUUAGCUGCUGGAGAAGAGACACCAAACACCGCCCCUCAUUCCAAGAAAUCCACCUCCUGCUUCUCCAACAAGGAAAUGGAGAGGAGUGAUGCUGUCAACUCUGGAGCACCUCUGAUGGUCCCCUAGUCCUCCCCUUAAAACCCACCACUUCUCCAAAUCUAAGCCACUUCACUUGGACUUCUAAUGGACCCUGGGAGGCGGAGGCUUCUUUGUUUUUCUCUUUUUUUUUUUUACAUUAAAGAGCCAAAAAAGAAAAAAAAAGUCUAGAUCAGAGGGAAUCAAAAAAAAAAAAAGAAAGAAAGAAAUCUCACCUGAUAUACCAGAGUUGGAUGACAAAGGCUAGAAAAUUCAAAUAAUUUAUAAAUGUUAAAUAUGCUUGUUUAUAAAUGUGCAAAUUCUGUGAUUUUUUUUUUCUGAGUUCCCAUUUCUAGGAAGUGAUUACCAAAUCAGAACACAGAAAGACUUGAAGGAUACUGAUAUUGUGGGGAAUGCCAUGGGGAUGUGUUUAAGUCAAAAGGUUCAGCAAAGUACUACAUCAUGGGCUGUUCAUGGCCUUUGAGUUCUAAUGCGGCCUCUCCCAUUAACUCAUAAGCUAGCUUGCCAGUAACUGAAUAUUUCUCCACAAUAUCCUCAUACGUAGGAAUGGUUCUGAUAGCAUACUUGUAAACGCACACAUACACACACACACAACAAUGAUGACAACAACAAUUACAAACCCAGGUUCGCAUAUGUGCCAUUGGAGGGUAUCAGCAUGGUAGGGAGAAUCCAAGGGGAAUCAGGCAGGUAAGAGGAUUUGCCAUAGGUAAAGUAUCCUUUGCAAAAGAGGGAGAUUAGGCAGCUGUAGGUAAAGAGAGCAUGUGAAUGUAAUCUGUACAAGUGUGGAAUAUUCAUUUGUAAUUCCAACAAAAGAACCUGGAUAUUAUUUUUCUCUACAGUUUAUUCAAGUAUAUUCAGAUGUGGAUUUCCCCAAGGAAGGAUUUGAUUUUAAAACAGAUUCAAGGCAUAUCUGAGACUAGUAGACCAUUGUUGAAGCUGCUGUUGUAGAAUCUUACCUAUGGAAGGUGCCUUAGAAAUCUUUGGUCCAAGCUCAAGGGAGCUAUCAGAGGUGGGAUCAGUCACCAUCUCCAGGGACAAUUGUGGUUCUUUACCCAUGGAUUUACUCAUUUGCUGUGGAUUCCUCUUAUGCACAGGGCUUCCUUUAGACUUCUGGAAAGUGGCAAUUAUGUAGAGCAGCAUAUGGAAAACAUGGCAGAAGACGACCUCUGCAACUAUUCUCUUGUAUACAGUCUCUCUGAAUCAUUGUUGGGCUUGACACAGCCAGCAUGAAGUGGAGCAUGAGGCUGGGGUGUCCUUUGGACACUUGGGUAUUACUUAAAUAGUCCCAACUUUGGUUUACGAUGAUCUCAGAGGUGACUCUGAAUGUUCACAAACUCCAAGUUCUCCAGUCCAGCAGAAAAACUAACUUUCAACUCAGAAUAUAGGAUUUCAACUCAGAAUAAAGAAUUUCAGCAGAGGUAUGACUAGGAAGUGACAGUAGGGGCUUUCCGGGUGAUGAAAUUUGGAAGGAACCAGCAUUUCCCUAGCAUAUAUUUCCUCCCUACUCCAUUUCCAGGGGUCAGAUUGCAGGUGAGAUCCUACCCAUCCAUGCACUCUCAAAAACCUGCUUUAUCCUAGGCUGUGUUUUCUCUCUCUAUGAGCCAUACAUUUGCUCCCAGGCCAACUCCUCCCAUCUCUCCAUUAGCAGCCAGUCCUUUAGCCACACAAAAACUUCCGGGUUUCCUGGAGGUAUAUUUCUUACUCCCUGCAGCUAUACAUGAAUGCCUUUUUUGCCCUAGGCCCCCCAAAUUCUUAAUUACUGCUCUGGAUUUCUGGACAUAUUUUCCAAGCCAAGAUGCCAAGCCACUGUCUCACAGGCCUCUCUACCCACUUCAAACAACCCUUCAAGGUUCUGAUUGUUUUCCCCAAAUCAGUUUUCAGAAUCACUACUGGGGCAAAAGUACAGACUGAAACUUAGAUUCUCUGCUUUAAUCCACUGCCCCUACUGCCUACAAGCUCUCAUUUGGCCAGGGGCAUGAGUUUCUUGACUCCUUUCUUUCUGUUUACUCUCUUUGAUUCUGCAGCAAUUCACCUGACUGUAGCUUUUGUGCACUAAAAUAGUUCUAUAUAAAUUCAUAUUUGAAGUUAGCUUAGUUAGCCUGGAUUAAUCUGGCCCUUGUUUAAGAAAAAAAAAAA